Messenger RNA from Epinephelus lanceolatus (giant grouper), 4003 nucleotides. RefSeq names its product hydroxysteroid (11-beta) dehydrogenase 2 (gene hsd11b2). Gene Ontology annotation, cellular component: intracellular membrane-bounded organelle. NCBI's taxonomy places the organism in Eukaryota, Metazoa, Chordata, Actinopteri, Perciformes, Serranidae. The record is from RefSeq and is a predicted model, not a curated record. Gene Ontology annotation, biological process: glucocorticoid metabolic process. Gene Ontology annotation, molecular function: 11-beta-hydroxysteroid dehydrogenase (NAD+) activity.
CACAGAGGGAGUGUGUUCAGCAGAGAGGGAGAGCAGCCGAGAGACACACUGAGACACACAGGGACACACUGAGACACAAAGGGACACACUGAAGGAAGGAAAAGAGACAGACAGCUCAGAGUGGACUGGCUUGUUUCAGCUGUGAAGACAGGACAGACAGGACAGACAGAAGGACAGACAGAAGGACAGAAGGACAGACAGGUAACUCAGGUGUCUCCUCUGCCUCUCCCCUGAUGAUGGAUGACUACACUCUUCCCUUCUGGAUUUACCUGGGCGUUCUGACCGUGGUGGUCGGCGGGGUCAUGAAGAAGAUCUUGGCGUCCCACCUGAGCGCCGCCCCCCCUCUGGUAGCGUGGCUGGGGGCCACUGUGCUGGUGGAGCGCCUGUGGGCACUGUGCCUGCCGGCGGUGUUGCUGCUGGCAGUGCUCGGCCUCGCCUGCUACCUGUACUCCAGCACCAGGACCGGCCCGCCGCCCGCCAUCCUGCCCACCCACGGCAAGGCCGUCCUCAUCACAGGAUGUGACUCUGGUUUUGGGAAUGCGUCAGCGAAGCGUCUGGACGCUCUGGGCUUUGAGGUGUUCGCCACAGUGCUGGACCUGUCGGGAGACGGAGCCAGAGAGCUGCAGAGAACCUGCUCCGCCCGCCUCACCCUCCUCCAGGUGGACAUCACCCAACCACAGCAGAUCCAACAGGCGCUGCUCGACACCAAGGCCAAGCUGGGACACAAAGGUCUGUGGGGUUUGGUGAACAACGCCGGCGUGUGUGUGAACUUCGGAGAUGCUGAGCUGUCGCUGAUGUCAAACUUCCGCGGCUGCAUGGAGGUCAACUUCUUCGGCACGCUGAGCGUCACUAAGAGCUUCCUGCCGCUGCUAAGACAGGCCAAAGGACGCAUCGUGUCCAUCUCCAGCCCUGCUGGUGACCAGCCCUUCCCCUGCCUGGCGGCGUACGGAGCGUCUAAAGCAGCUCUCAAUCUUUUCAUCAACACUCUGAGACACGAGCUGCAGCCGUGGGGCGUCCACGUCUCCACCAUCCUGCCCUCCGCCUUCAAGACAGGUCAGUCCACUAACCACGCCUACUGGGAGCAGCAGCACAAGCAGCUGCUGCAGAAUCUGUCACCGGCGCUGCUCGAGGAGUACGGCGAGGACUACCUGAACGAGACCAAGGAGCUGUUCCAGAGCCACGCCAGCCAGGCCAACCCCGACCUCAGCCCCGUCACAGACGCCAUCGUCCAGGCGCUGCUGUCCCCGCAGCCACAGGUGCGCUACUUUGCGGGGCCCGGCGUCGGCCUCAUGUACUUCAUCCACAGCUUCUGCCCCUUCAGCAUCAGCAACCGCUUCCUCCAGAAACUGUUUGUGAAAAAGACUUUGAUGCCGCGCGCUUUGAGGAAGCAGUCAGGCUUCGACCUGAACCUGAGUCUCCACAACAACAACAACAACAACAAUGAGGAGAAAGUAGCGGCGAGACAGUAGGUGACAAAACCACCUGCAGAUAGAGGACCAUUUCUGUAACGCACUCAUAGAGCUGUUUCCUGUGCUUUUCUAUGUGUUGUUUUUAACUGUUGAAAGGAUCAUAGAGACACACCAAAUGGUUUCUGUUUGUUUCUGUGUUAUCUGGCCCUGCGGCGCCCCCCUGUGGACAUUCAGGGGGAGGGGUCUGGUAGAGGUAGCAGUGUAGCCACAGGUCGAUAAGAGAACACUUCACCUCCGUCAGCGAGAUCAGCCGCUCUGACCUCACACUGACUUCAUGUGCCUUCAUCACACAGAGGACAGAGCCACAGCAGAGAUCAGCAGCUGGUUCUGACAGGCGACCAUGUAGAUGCUCUGAUGAUGUCAUCGCGUCCUCACAUCUCAACAAAGACAAGCUAUGGCAAAGAGAACAACAUUUAUUCUGGAGGUCUUAAUUUGAUUUUAGAUUAGAUCUGUCACGACCACAAAAGGGAGCAGAGGAAGAAGAAACACAUGAUGUCAAGAUGUAAACGUUUAGUAUUAGCUGUUAGCAUAACGCUAAAUACAAGGUGAGGACGUUUUUCUUGAAGGAAACAGAACACGUUUGAGAUCAACGACUAUAAAUCAAUAAAUACGUGACAUUAGAUUAAUUAGUCACUCAAACAGUCACGCUUAAAUUGAGAUACAAUCAGAUUAAAUCAGGAUAAAGUCAGGAUUAAGAGAGGAUAGAAUUUGGAUUAAAUGAAGUUUAAAUUGGGAUUUAAUCUGAAUAAAGUCAAGACUAAAUCUGGAUUUAAUAAAGACAAAUUUGGGAUUUAAUCCAGAUAUGCUCAGAUUAAAUCUGAAUUAAAGCAGGAUUAAGUCAGUAUUAAAUCAAGAUAAAGUCAGGAUAAAGUCAAGAGGAAGUCAGGAUUAAAUCAGGAUAAAAUCAGGAUUUAAUCAGGAUAAAGUCAGGAUUAAAUCAGGAUAAAGUCAGGAUUUAAUCAGGAUAAAGUCAGGAUUAAAUCAAGGUAAAAUUAGGAGUAAAUCAGGGUAAAGUCAAAAGAAAGUCAGGAUAAAAUCAGGAUAAAGUCAGGAUUAAAUCAAGGUAAAAUCAGGACUAAAUCAGGGUAAAGUCAUGAGAAAGUCAGGAUUAAAUCAGGAUAAAGUCAGGAUUUAAUCAGGAUAAAGUCAGGAUAAAAUCAGGAUAAAGUCAGGAUUAAAUCAAGGUAAAAUCAGGACUAAAUCAGGGUAAAGUCAUGAGAAAGUCAGGAUUAAAUCAGGAUAAAGUCAGGAUUUAAUCAGGAUAAAGUCAGGAUAAAAUCAGGCUAAAGUCAGGAUUAAAUCAAGGUAAAAUCAGGACUAAAUCAGGGUAAAGUCAUGAGAAAGUCAGGAUUAAAUCAGGAUAAAGUCAGGAUUUAAUCAGGAUAAAGUCAGGAUAAAGUCAGGAUUAAAUCAGGAUAAAGUCAGGAUUACAUCAAGGUAAAAUCAGGACUAAAUCAGGGUAAAGUCCAGAUUAAAUCAACAGAAAGUCAGAAUUAAAUUAGAAGAAAUUCCAAAUUAACUCAGCAUUUUCUGCCCUUUAGCAGUUCAAAGGGUGACCAAUCAAAAUCAUUGGUAGAUUGAUUGAUAACGCCUCAUCAGCUGGAUCUUUUUUGAGAUAUUUGACCAUCUUAAAAUGAGCACUAACUCCAUCCGUGUGGUGCGUCAGGAGCCUCGAAACGAGCGUGCUCAAUGAAACAUUCUGCUGUGGUGACGCCUCUGUCUGUCAGAUUUUAUACUGACAUCUCUGAUCAUACAGGAAGAUUAAUACAUUUAUAUUCAAAGGAUUUAUUAACUUCAGAGGAACAGGAACCAGAAUAAUUUCAAAAUAAAAGCUCACAUUCAGCUUUUGUUUGUUUUGUACUCAGAAAACUAAAAUCUGGUGUCUGUGUUUGAUUUUCAGAAGAGGAGGGAGUUAAUGAGCAGAGUCUCUCGUUUAUUCCUUCUGCUGCAAGUUUUUUAAAUCAAAAAUACAUUUUAGUUUUUUUUACUCUUCAGAAUAAAGUUCUUCUGCAGAGAGCAGCACAUCAUCCAGCUGUGUUUAGUUUCUGUGUCUCUGAGUUCAUGUCGAGGAUCUCUGGAUGUUGCGUCGCCUCCUGUCGUGUUUUUAAUUACUCCCAUUAAUAAAGCAGUGAUGUUUCCAGCUGUGACGAAUCCAGCAGGUCUGUUCGCUGUGGUUCAGAUAAAUCCGUCAUAAAGUCUCAACAACAACAACAGCAACAACAACAACAACAGCAACAACAACGACGUUAGACAGUGGAAUAUAUUUGCACUUGUAUGCACAUGUUGAGUUCAGUGUGUUUCUGAGGUCUGAUUCGCCUCCUCCAACGUUAUUAAUGUUUCUGUUUGUUUUUCUUUUUGAAUCAAACUAUUUAUGGUGUCUUUUCAUGUAUCAUCACUUAAACUGUGAAUUUUAUAUUAAAACAAUGUAAAAAUGACUCAAAAAAACAGCAACACACGUGUGAUGUAAAAUGUUCACUUGGUUCGUUCUUUGAUAGAAAUAAAGUCGACUUUUUCAGACUUUGCUUCCUCUGAUA